Messenger RNA from Vanrija pseudolonga, 713 nucleotides. RefSeq lists its product with no specific name. The transcript has 4 exons. NCBI's taxonomy places the organism in Eukaryota, Fungi, Basidiomycota, Tremellomycetes, Trichosporonales, Trichosporonaceae. The record is from RefSeq and is a predicted model, not a curated record. The coding region runs from base 26 to 631 and encodes 201 amino acids.
CCACCUUUUAUGCUCACGCAACAAAAUGGGGCAGGUCACGUCCGUGUUCGACCCCGACCCCGGGACGCAGGGCAAGCCGCACAACUACACGGUGCCGCGGUUCCCGUCGCUGUACGCGCCGAGUAUCGCCUCGACGAUCCAGCAGCGCGGCUACUUUCUGCACAAUGCGGAGGCAAUCUGGCGCUUCACGUUCUACUGGACGCUCAUCCUCUUCCUCGGGACGUUUCUGGCCUGCGCCGCGCUCGCCAGCGCCAACAUUAUCCUCUCGCGCGCGGUGUUCGCGCCGGGGCACGAGAAGGACAAGGGCGGCGACGAGGUCGAGAUGCGCCCCGUGUCCUCUGGCGGAGGGCUGUUCGCGCGCGCGGCGAGCGCGGCGUCGUCCGUCGUGCGGCGGCGCCAGCGCACGCGCCGCCGCCCGCCGCUGUACCUCGUCCUCAUCAUCCCGCUGCUCAUGGGCGCCAUCGCGGCCUUCGUCGCGCUCGUGAGCGGUACGGUGGUGGGCUUCGCCCUGGCCGCAGUCUACUCGUCUGGCGGGUUCUCCAUGUCCACAUGGGUGCCCUUCAUGUGGGCGCUUAUCCAGGUCGUCGUGCUCAUCAUCUCAAGUUACUCGUCCCUCACUCGCAUCCUGUAAACCCUGCGCGAUUGUGCACCUCAUAGACUGUUCUGUUGCCGUUGUCACUCUCUUCCUGUAUGCAUUGUUGUUAGCAUGUGCA